This is a messenger RNA of Schistosoma mattheei, 9876 nucleotides long. Lineage: Eukaryota; Metazoa; Platyhelminthes; Trematoda; Strigeidida; Schistosomatidae. The record is from the annotation of a GenBank genome assembly.
AUGGCUGGUAAACGAAGAAGAUCACAUAAGUCUUCUAAGGUUUUAGAUUCUGAGUCUGCAAACAAACGGUUUAUUGGUAACACUACAUCGCACAACAGUUCCUGCUCCGAAAAUUCAGGUAUUUCAACCUGCUAUCUUCAUAGUCAGAACCAUCCAGUCUUACGUGCUUCUGAGCUAUCUGAAGACAGCAGUACAGCUCCAUCUAAAGUGACUGAGACACAAGACUCAGUUUCCUACACAUCACCCAUUUCCAAAAUAAACCGAGCCAAGUAUAAUUUUGUACAAAAUAGACACAUUACUAGUAGAUUGAGAAGAUUAUCGGAAGCCUCUUCGCCCACUUGUACUGUCCAAGAAAGUUCAGUCUCUGAACAGACAAAGAGUUCAGCAAAUAGUACGACUCAGUUGAGUUGUCAGUCAAGCACCCAGAUCGGACGCAGAACUACUAAAAGGAGUUUGCAUUAUUCUGAAGAUAUACCAUCUUUUUCCCAAGAUAAAUUAAGAGCUGCUAAACGCCAGCGUCUGUCUAGUUCAAAAGCUCGGCAAUUAGGAACCUACCAUAGUAGUUCGUCAUAUUCAAAGUCAUCUGAUCGGAAACGGCACUCACUCGCUUCCCCAGGAACUGCUCAUAUAUCUCAAAAUUUACCGCAUACCGCCACGGGUCUAUUUAUGAGCAAAAGAUCACGUCGCGAUCGUCAGCGGUCUGUGACUUCUAUGACGGUGACAAGUUCAUCUACCAUAAAAAACACGAACACUGGAGACAAUGUGUUCAGUACAAACACCUCAAAUUAUCCCAUACAUUCAAGUCUUUCAGCUGCCCAUUGUACCGGAGAAAAGACUUUGCAUUCUCAAAUACCCUAUGUUCAGUUACCUGCUGAUUCCUGUCCUCCGCACUGCUCUCAAGGCGUUAUGAUUUCUAAUGAUGUGAUUGUCUCGGAACAUGUUGGAACUAUGGGAUUUCCCAGUACUGAUCUACAUCAAUCUGUCAAUCCUGAGUCAAAUGUCCCUUUUUAUGUUGUUCAGAAAAGUGCUUGUGCGCCCAAUGAAACUCAAGAUCCUAAUCCUCGAUCACUUAAUCAACAUUAUUAUAUAGUUCCUGAUCUUUCUCGCCCAACAGAAAGUAAUAAAACUUCAUCUUCUGAGUUCAAAAGUUCCUGUAUUUAUUCCAAUACUAUCCAGCUACGUAGCUCAAAGGAUGUAACAGUUACGAAACAAGAAAGUAAUAGGAAUUUUAGUCAUAUUCCAAUUGACCUGACAACUAAUACACUGCAUAACCAAAUGCCUAUGCCAUUGGAUUCAUCCUCCCAACCUAUUCAGUUAGGAUUGCCAGUUUGGUCAUCUGUAGACCAGCUAGAGUCUCAGACAGCUUUCACAACAUCAUCCAGCAGUGUAAUGAUGGCGUCAUCAUUGCAAAACUCAUCAAACUACCGCAAAAGAACUUUGGAACCAUUUACUCCAGCUCAAAGUUUUUACCCUCCAACAACUGAUUCUCCUACAACUUAUCGUAUCCAAACUGAUCCCAAAUAUUCCACUGAUUCAAACAUAAUCCCCAUGUUACCGAACUCUUGUUCCCCAUUUUUAGUUUCGCCUGGUACAUCAGCAGCAGCAAACCAUCCAAAUGCUAUACAGCAACUUUUAAAUCCAAUCAGUGUCGCUCGUUUAAUUGCACUAAACCAAACAAUGCAUUCGAAUACACACUACCAAAAAUCUUCCCAGUCAGAACAUCUACAGUCUGCACUGUCUACUACCUGUUUAACAUCAUCCUUCCAUCCUACAGUAUCCGGUUCCUCAGGAAAGUACUCUCGAUAUUCACCUCACACUACUCAUUCUGGAUCCGCUUCAACUUCAAAGUCUGUUGUUUAUACACGCAACCAUUCUAACACAUCAGAAUGGUCUAAUCCAAAAACGAGUGCUACUCAUAGCGGAUAUCGCAGCCCACAUAGUGAUGGUAUCAAUCAUCGAAUAGCACAGCUACAACAAGCUUCAACUGAUAGAUCUAUGCAGUUGAUCAUUUUGCAAGAUAUAAAUCAGAUUCUGUUAAUGGAUUUUGAAGAGAAUUUAGCAAAUCUAGAUGUCAAUAGUUUGGUUAAUUGUGUUCUGCAAAUUUUAGAAUCACAAGAAGAACAUUUAGUUGAAUUGAAAAAUUUAAGUUGUAAUGUUUUAACGCAUAUGAUGGAUGUUUUACCACGUAGUUCAGAUUUUAUUGUUCCAGCUUUGCCUAUUCUACUCACAACUAUGUCUUCCAGUUUUGUUGGUGAUAUUUUAGAGAGAAUAAUUAAUUUAUUAGAACAAAUAUCACGUCGUCACGGAAAAGAAGUACUAAAAUCUGGUGGCGUUUCUACUGUACUCGGAUUUUACGACUUUGUUACCUCAGCACAACAUCGAACUAUUUUGACAAUGGUGUAUAACUGUUUCAUAAAUCUACAACCAGCCGAUUACGAUUUAAUCUCCAACUGUUUACCAACAUUAGCUGAACAUUUAAAAGAGUCAGAACCUCGUUGUGUUGAACGCGUUUGUAGUUGUUUUGUACGCUUGAUUAGUGCUUAUCGAUUUGAGCCAAAUUUACUUAAAUGUAUUGUUAAUAGUUGUAACUUAUUAACUAACCUUCAAUCAUUGCUCACGUUAACUCCAUCGAUUUUGUCCAGUAUCAAUGAUGUAAUUCAAAUAUUAGCAACAUUAUGCUCAAGUUGUCCUGAUUUAGCUGUUGAUUUAAUUAAACAAAAUAUUUCAAACACUAUAUAUUCUCUUCUAUUGGGAGUUAACCCGGAAAUCGAAACUGACUGGGCUACUCUAACGUCAUGUUUUAAUGGUUUAACACUAGCUAGUUUAGUUCCAAAUCAAUCAACCACGAAACGACUUCGUGCUCGUUCUCAUUCUGGUGAAUCGUUUAAACCCUCAUCUUCAUCAACACUGUCAGGUUCUACACAUUCAUCCAAUAAACAAUUUGAUGUUGGUACCAUUUGUUCACCACCUGGCUUAUUGCAACAAUGCAACAAUUUACCAUUUGGUUGGCAGUCUUUAAUGAUUACUAACUCUGCUUUUCUGAAUUCUUCCCCAUCAAAUUCAACAAGUUUAUCUAUCAAUCAAAGAAGUCCAGAUGAUGUACAUUCAAUAGUUUAUUUGAUUAGCGAACUUCUCCCACCAAUUUCUAACCAAUUCAAAUUCUCGACAUUAUAUUCGAAUGCAUCACAAAAAUCCAGUGAUUCCACAGUUUCCAAUGUACAUUUUGGGUCAGGAGUCAAUUUGAACUCAAUGUUUUCUACUAGUGAUUCUGGUUUAUGUACUCCGGAACAAUUGACUACAGGAACAGUGUUUUUCGCUGACACAAACAACCUUCAGGUUCAAUCCUCAAAAAUCAAAAGCUCCGGAAGUUCAUCUUCUGUCUCUUCUAAUUCGUCCAGUACUUUGUUACAAGGUUCAUUCGAUUCCAUCAAUCUAUCACAGUCUAGUAAUUCCCAAACACAUUUAACAGAUCCACGUUCACUUCUGUUAUAUGAUGAAUGUAAAGAGCUUCAUAAUCGCUUACUUGCUUUAAUUUCUAAUAAAGAAGAAUCUAAAACAACACAUAGUGCUCAUACUAGACGACGUUCCACUCAACAAAAACAUGGAGAAGAUAUUAGUAUCGGUAAACAAACUAUUUCUGAAAAGCACGUUUCUGGAAUACAGCGUUCACAUGGAAGUAUUGAAAGCCGUUUAGAUUUGACAACCACUGAAGCUUUACAAAUGGUGCAAAUAUUACUCCCACUCUUAUUUGAAAUAUUCACUGAAACUACCAAGACACAAACACGUUUGUUGUGUUUAGAAGCGAUACAGCGAAUGAUAUUUUAUUCAAGUCCAUUAUUACUGGCCAAAGUAAUUCAUCCAAGAUUAGUUUGCAGUCAUAUUGCGGGUAUGCUCAAUAGUCCUGAGAAACGUGUUAUUCUGAUGGCUUUGCAAAUUUCUGUCAUGUUACUUGGUCGAAUCCCGUUUGUAUUUGCUACACAUUUUCGAAAAGAAGGUAUCACUUUACAAAAUGAUUUAUUCUCAAGCAAAUCUGUGCCCAAAUUAUCUUGUGUUGGUUCCAAUACCGUAACAUGCAUAUCAAGCAACAACUGUGCAAGUAAUCAACAUAUAAAUCACCAACCAUUUCAACCUAAUGAUAACAUCAAAUCGAAACGUGAAUCAGCCGUUACUCAUGGACAUUAUGAAGAGACUCACGUGGGAAGCUACAGUACACAAAAUUGUUCUGUUGUACUUGAUAUGCCUUUGUCAUACAAUUCGUUAGUUCAAAAAAGUUUGAAUCCCAGUAACAAUCAGCAGACAAAGCAUCAAAUAGAAUUGCCUAAUACAAUGUCAAAGUCGCCUACACUUUUGUUAACUGAACGAGAUCCUUUACUUCAGUCCAUCUGUUCAAUUUGUGAACACUUACGAGCACGUACACAGAUUUUGUUAAAAUCAUUCGAUUCACUCAAUAAUACUCCUACGAUUGAAUGUACUAAUCCCAGUAAUUAUCAUCAUGAAGAUAAUAAAACUAGUCCAUCGUCUCAUCAUCACGUUACAAUUCAUAAUCUUAUUGAUUUAAUGCCUAUACUGAAAUGUGUUGCUCAUCAAUUAAAUUCCGAUUCACCAAAUCUAUGGAUAAGUGGUUUAAAUCAAUUAAUUGAUUUAUUAAAACCGAAUGAAAAAACGCUCGAGAGAAUGAUAGAACCACCAUCACCGUUUGAACUACAAGAAAGCGGUGUAACAAAUGCUUUGUUAAAUUUCCUUACAUUAUCAAGUAAUCGGGAAAUUCGUUUAUGGAUAAUGUUUAGAAUGUUCCUUGGCCGGCGAGCUACCACACCUAUUCGAUUCAGUCCAACAUUAAAUUUAGAAAAUAUAAAUGGACGUAAAUGGAAUGGUUAUAAAAAUUGGUUUAAUUUUCUGUCAAUUAUACCAGAUUUGUUUUUGUCCGAUCAUAGUAAAUUAAGUCAGUUAAGCGUGAUUGAAUGUCAUUUGAACUCAGAAUUGAAGCAUGACGAUAACUCAUCUCGUGGGAUCGAAGCUUUCGGAGCCUUAAUAGAAUGCCUUUUGGCUUACUUACAUAGACAUGAACAUUUUCAAGUUAAUACUAUUCCAUCACUGCUACCUCCAGCUGAUAAGUGGCUCUCAAUGUUUGGAAGAGAUCUCUUUAAAAAUGUUAGUAAUCCCGAUAUUAUGGAUGGUUUUGGAGUACAUCAUGACAAUACUUUGUCAUCACCCUCACCUUCUAGUAGUGCUCAAAAGUUAUCGUCAUCACGACAACAUAAUACUCCGAAAGCUGUCGGAGUUAACAAUUCUGGUCGGUCAUCUAAUAAAGUUCCUACUCAAAGAGUGUGUAGUAUGAAAACAUCUGUAAAAGCAUCCCAUCCUCUUCCCAUUAAUUAUAGCAAUAAUAGGGUAGAUCCAUCAAAUUCCGGUUGGCAUUCAGCAAGCACAGAUUCGAAAUUUGUAACUCAUCAUGCUUUUGGCCCAUCCUCCCGAUCUGUUCAAGUAACCGCUCCUACUCCAGGGAUACUGCGUAUUGAACUUCAUCGUAUAUAUGAAACAGAUGGUACAAUAAACGAAAGUAAUUCAUCAGUGAGUCAUCCAACUAGUCCACCAAUUACUGGGACAAACUCUAAGAGCGGUCGCAAAUCUUCUUUAUCCUCAACAUCAUCUGGGCAUUCAGCAAAUACUUCGCUCUCGUUAACAACUGAGACAUGUUCCUCUUUACCACAUUUUCUACCAUUGCGUAUUACUGCUCUGGCCACAAUUCAGAAUGUUGAGCGAUUGCUCUUACAACGUAACUACGUGAACAGUGUUCUUCAAGAGAAUGCUUUUUCGCAACAAGCUGAUUAUAAUUUGACAGGUUUUCAAGAAACAUUUAUUGACCAUAUUGCAGAUGAUCUUUGUACUUCACCACAAUCACAACUAGUCGAUGAAGCGACAGAUAAUGACGAUGAAGAUAUGGAUUCUCAUACUCAUUCAUUAUUACGAGAUUUGGAAUCAGUCGAAGGACCCUUCAAACAUCAUGCAGAUAUUCAGCACUCAGACACAUAUAUACGAACGGCUGUUGCUGUGAACACAAGUAAUACAAAGUCUGUGACACCCGAACGUCGACAGAGAAAUCUGUCCAGUCGAAUUCCCAAACCAUCUGUUUUACUUCCUAGCGAGUCAUCAGGUAUGACUUCUAUUCAUAUACAACCAGCCGUCAGUAGAAGUCCAAGACAUCUAAAAUCAGACGUUUAUGCUAAAUACCUUUCACUGUUAUCUCUUGUCUCUUCUGAUAACCCUGCCCAUGAACGCUCUACACUUAACCAACCAAUCGUUACAAAUCCCAAUGUACAUUUAACAUCCCCAGUUUGUUGUACACAAACACCAAUUUCAUCGAAAACAUCUGUUUCUACUUCUAGUUCACUUCAAAGAGGAUUACGUAGCUUAUUACAACGUAGUUCAGAAAUUCUACCUUUGAUGACUCGAAGUGGAAUUGAAAAGCCAAAUGUAUCUAACUUGCACUCAGUUGAAAAUCCUAAUGCUUUUGUCAAGAAAACUGAUUGUCGUAAUGUCCGAAGGCGUUCUACUACUAACGUCUCGAUUUCCGAUAUACUUAGUUCAACAUCUACUUCACUGGCUGUUCCUGAACGAGUAAUUACUCCGUUUUCGCACUUUUUACGUUCUGUUACAAACCCACUGGCAUCAGAUGAUAAUUCGAGUAUCGAUACUUCUGUAAUCUCUAGUAGACGUAAAUCCAAGAAAACGACUGUCCAAAAGGAAUCUGAUGUUAAUAUCGUUACCACAAACUCUGAAACUUCAGUGUAUGUUUCUAGGCCUGUUUCUUCAGUUCCUACUCAACUUACAAGUAGAUACAGGAGAUUAAAAGGUGGAUCUCUUUUUACAACUCUUGGCGUUCUAGCUAAUAGUUCGUCUACUACAACAACUACAACAUCAGUUCGUAAAGGACCAAUUCGUCGAGGUCGAAGUGGUGGAAUUUAUAACUCCCAUGUGCCUCAAACUCGCUCGUUUAAAAAUGCUGUAUCACCUUCGUUGUCGUCUACAUCGAAUGCUUCGUCGCCAAUUGGAAGUGAAGAUAGUUUUAUCUAUCAUGGUAAAUUACGACCUACAAUUACAUUCUAUAUCGGCGGUCACCGUUUGCCUUCAGACAUUCCAUUAUAUGAAGCAGUUCGUAAAUUUAACCCGGAAAUCUUAUCUUAUUCUUCUGCUGUUAAUUCAGUACUAAAUAGUUGUGGCUCUCACAAUCAAACGCUUGAUAUUUCUGAGCAGUUAUCUUUAACACAGACAGAGAAAGAAAAUUUAAUUGGUCAUUUUAUUUGGAGCCUUACUCAUGUUAUUCAGUAUCGAGUCACUUAUCAUUCUUCAUCUCACGAUACUAGUGGUAAACAUAAUAAUAUCUCUUCUUCGUCAUCACUUCCUGGUCAUUCCUUAUCUCCCUCUUCAGCUUCAUUAUCACCUAAAGAUAUCAGUGAUUCCGGUGAAGCUAGUAUAACACCAUCAUUUCCUACUACACUAAGCCUUAGUGCAGCAAUAACGUGUUUUAAACACCGACGUCCAAGUGAAACUGACACUGAUCAUAUAGACAGUCUUGAAAAGUGCCCAGCUCCAAGUUCAACUAAUACAGUCAUUGAUUCAUUAUCCCCAGUACAAAAGCAUAUCCCUCCAUAUGGUCAAACAUUUCAGUUGGCCCAAAAUCCAUUAUUUGACUUCCUAGUUAAUGAUUUACCUGAAGGCUUCUUAACUGACAUUCGAUGUGAUUGCGGCUCUUUGAAUCGACAACCAAAUUGUCUGUUGAAUGCGGAUAUGGUGAAUUUAAAUUCUUCAAAAAACCCUUUAUCAACAACCCUUUCUCUCUUGCGUGUAUUGCAUAACAUCAAUCGUUUAUGGUAUACAGUUCAUAAUGCUUUGGAUCCUUUUCCAAUUUAUUCUUCACAAUCAUUUCAGAGUCAAAAACUUGCUGUCAAAGCUAAACGUCAAUUACAAGAUGUUUUCAGUGUGUUGGCUGGCAAUUUGCCCUCUUGGUUGAUUCAAUUGAUAUCAGUAUGUCCGUUCUUGUUUCCUUUUGAUAUUCGAAGGACCUUCUUCUAUGCUCAUAAUUUUGAUCGUAAUCGAGCUUUACUCAGAUUUCAGGAUUUGGCAAGUUCUUACACUUCCGAUAUUGAUCAAAAUCGUGAACAAAUAGAUACAAGAAAUCCUACACCACUGUUAUCUCAUGGUAUUCAUGAUAAUCAGCCUACAUUUAUUACUGGUUUACAUAGUGGAGUAGGUGGUAUGACUAACUUUGUCAAUUCUGGUUCAUCAUCAAACUCUGCAUCUCUGCUAGCUCAAUUUAACGCAUUCUCUCAGUCUUCAUUUAACACACAACUAUUUGACCACAGUUCUGGACUAUCAUCUGCGUCUUCUCAAGAACAUAACAGACUAGAUAAUGGAAGAAAUAAUUUAGGAACACGUGGAAGAUAUCAUUUACGCCUGGCCUUGUCACCAAACUUUCGCCGGCACAAAGUUACCGUUAAUCGAGAUGAAAAACGUCUACUGAAACAAGCUGAAAUGACAUUAAAUGAAAUGGGUGAUUCACGUGCAGUAUUAGAAAUUGCUUUUGAGGGUGAAGUUGGAUUUGGUCUUGGUCCAACACUAGAAUUUUACACAUUGAUAAGUCGUUUGUUAAUGAAGUCUAAUUUAAAUCUCUGGCAUGGUUGUGAAUCUACUUCAGAUGGAUAUUUGAUUGCUCCAGCGCCUGGACUUUAUCCUCGUCCAUUUUCAAGACAAACUAAAUCUUCAGUUAUACGAGAGGUUUGCGGAAAAUUUAAUUUUCUUGGUCGUUUAUUAGCCAGAGCAUUGUUAGAUUGGCGACGAUUAGAUUUGCCUUUUUCACCAGCAUUUUUCAAAUGGUUCUUAGCACCUACAGCAAGUGAUGCCGUCCGGAAAGGUCAUAUUUUACCAAGUGAUAUAUCAUUAAUUGAUCCAGACUUGGGUCGACACAUAAGACAGUUAACAGAAUUGGUUAAUCGUCGUCAAACUUUAUGCCAUCAAUUAUCGAAUUUAGAUGCUUCAAAUCUUCCAUCAUCUGUUUCAUUGGGGGGAGUUUAUCUAAACAAUUCAAUUAACAUCAAAGGUGUACAUCAUCAUCAUACACAAAAGUUGGAUUCAAUUAAAGCUUCUUUAACCAUGUUGGACAAUGAAAUUGAUGAUUUAUGCUUAAAUUUCACACUUCCAGGUUACGAGGUGGAGUUAAUUAAAAAUGGUGCACAUACUAAUGUUACAGGCUCUAAUUUAAGCUGUUACCUUCGUUUAGUUGCUCAUUGGUUAGUUAUUGAAGGUGCAAGCCGUCAAAUGGAAGCAGUUUUAAAAGGUUUCGACUCGGUUCUACCUAAUAUUCGUUCACGGUUAACUACAUUAUUUCAACCGGAUGAAAUGGAGAAUUUAUUCUGCGGUGAAUCAUCACCUAGAUUUAAUUCUUUAUCAAUUAAUCAAAUUGGUGAAAUGAAAUCUAUGCAAUUAUUAGAUAAAAAUUAUUCAUCAACAGAUGAAGAAGGUUGGGAUGUACAAAGCUUAACUCAAUCAUGUUGUUGUGAUCAUGGCUAUACUCCACAAUCACGUGCUAUUCGUCUUCUAUUUGAAAUUAUGUCUGAGUUCACUCCAGAACAACGAAGAUUAUUUGUACAAUUUGUGACUGGCAGUCCUCGUUUACCAGUUGGUGGUUUUCGUGCAUUAAAACCUCCAUUGAAAAUUGUAAUGAAACGAGAAACAGGUGAAAAUGCUGAUCAUCAUUUACCUUCUGUUAUGACAUGUCAAAAUUAUUUAAAACUUCCAGAUUAUUCAUCUAAAGCAUUAAUGCUUUCCAAAUUAUUAUAUGCAAUCAAUGAAGGUCAAAAUGCCUUUCAUCUUUCAUAA